AUGCAGCAGGCCACGGACGAACUUUGCGCCCAACUGUCGGACCUGGAGUUCAUAGACUCUCCUGGAUACCUGCCAUUCUGUCCUGCAACUUCACCUCGGUACAAGCACAUCCAGCUGUCGCCUACACCACGCUUCCUGUUUCGAGUCUGGUCGCCAAAAUCGGACGGCCAAACAGAUGGCAUAUGGAUAGACUCCCGAGACGCAGCGGCUAAGCUUGGGUCCGCAGCAGAGGACCUCUUCCAGACCAGCGACGUUGCUGCGACUGCUGCUGAAGUCGCGGAUCAUCUGUGGUGGCGUCGAGGCGAGAGAGCAGACAAUUUGGUCUCGUGGACCAGUUCGCUGCUCUUCGCAAUUCAAUACAUGAUCUAUCGGUAUCGUCUCGAGAGCGAUGGAUCCGACCUGGACGAAAUCAUGCUCUGCAUUCUUGACACUAGCGAUUACCCGGCCGGGACUUUCGCCUGCGAUAUGGACCUCAUCAAAGCGUUCUACGCGGAAAGUGAAGAUCUGCAGAAGCUUCACAGGAUGCGAACGGGUGGGAUAUACUAUUACGGCGAAUACCUCUCCCAAGGUUCCAUCAAAGUCGAGGGGAAGUGUAAGAUCGUCAGCGCCCAGGCUAUGCUCGACUGCGGCCUUGCUUCGCUCUGGGCGUCGUUCGAUCCUGAAUUUGAGGGUGAGAAUAGAUGGGCGAAGGCGGUCGUACAGAUUCGCCAGAGCUUGUUGUGCAGUGAGACUUCCUCGGACAACAUUGACGAUGAGCAAGCCGACAUCGCGGUCCGGAUUGCUGAGCUGUUUGGAUCUGGAUGGCGGUUACCCAUGUCUGUCAACUUGCUGGCGCUACUUCCGGGUCAACUGCAGGCGGCAAGUAUUGGGAGCAUCUUGAUAGGGAAGGGUGGCUACAAAGGUGAUCCAACAGUUUGA
Molecule: messenger RNA, 918 nt
Organism: Zymoseptoria tritici IPO323
Lineage: Eukaryota; Fungi; Ascomycota; Dothideomycetes; Mycosphaerellales; Mycosphaerellaceae
Exons: 1
Coding region: 1-918 (305 amino acids)
Source: RefSeq, a predicted model, not a curated record